This is a messenger RNA of Mirounga angustirostris (Northern elephant seal), 1289 nucleotides long. RefSeq names its product transcription factor B1, mitochondrial (gene TFB1M). The record is from RefSeq and is a predicted model, not a curated record. Gene Ontology annotation, cellular component: mitochondrial matrix. The transcript has 7 exons. Gene Ontology annotation, biological process: transcription initiation at mitochondrial promoter; rRNA methylation. NCBI's taxonomy places the organism in Eukaryota, Metazoa, Chordata, Mammalia, Carnivora, Phocidae. Gene Ontology annotation, molecular function: rRNA (adenine-N6,N6-)-dimethyltransferase activity; mitochondrial transcription factor activity. The coding region runs from base 75 to 1136 and encodes 353 amino acids.
CCUUUCCUUCCGUGGAUGAUUUAAGAGCAGCGCUAAAAGUCCGCGGUGAGGCUUGGACGGUUCCGCGGGGCGUUAUGGCUGCUUCUGGGACGCUGAGCGCUUUUCGUCUCCCGCCGUUGCCCACGAUUCGAGAAAUCAUUAAGUUAUUCAGGCUGCAAGCAGCGAAGCAGCUAUCCCAGAAUUUUCUCCUGGACUUGAAGCUGACAGAUAAAAUCGUAAGGAAAGCUGGGAAUCUGACAAAUGCUUAUGUUUAUGAAGUGGGCCCUGGGCCAGGGGGAAUCACAAGAUCCAUUCUCAAUGCCAAUGUUGCUGAACUUUUGGUGGUUGAAAAGGAUAGUCGAUUUAUUCCUGGAUUACAGAUGCUUUCUGAUGCAGCACCUGGAAAACUGAGAAUUGUCCAUGGAGAUGUAUUGACAUUUAAGAUAGAAAGGGCUUUUCCAGGAAGUCUUAAAAGACAGUGGGAGGAUGGUUGUUUUUUCUCCUGCUUACCAGAUCCUCCAAAUAUACAUAUUAUUGGAAAUCUGCCUUUUAAUGUAUCAACUCCGCUGAUUAUCAAGUGGCUUGAAAAUGUUUCUUGUAAAGGUGGACCUUUUGUUUAUGGCAGAACCCAGAUGACGUUGACUUUUCAAAAGGAAGUGGCAGAGAGACUGACAGCCAAUACAGGAAGCAAACAGCGAAGUCGCCUUUCUGUUAUGGCCCAGUACCUCUGCAAUGUUCAACACAUCUUGACAAUUCCAGGUCAGGCUUUUGUCCCUAAACCAGAGGUGGACGUGGGCGUGGUGCACUUCACUCCCCUGGUGCAGCCCAGGAUCGAGCAGCCCUUCAAGCUGGUGGAGAAGGUCGUUCAGAACGCAUUUCAGUUCCGGAGGAAAUACUGCUAUCGAGGGCUUGGAAUGUUAUUCCCUGAAGUUCAGCGCGUGGAAAGCACUGGAAAACUGUUAGAGUUGGCAGACGUGGACCCUACCCUUAGGCCCAGCCAGCUCUCUGUUUCACAUUUUAAGAGCCUGUGUGAUGUAUACCGAAAAAUGUGUGAUGAAGACCCACACCUCUUUGCUUAUAAUUUCAGAGAAGAACUCAAACAAAAUAAAAGCAAAACUCAGGAAAAAGAGGACGACAAGGAGAGAGACAGACUCUAAGAGCGUAUCGAAUGUUGCUUUCCACAAUGUUAAGCGGCUCAGAUGUGUACUUUUUGUCUUCUACAGAAGGACAAUAAAAAUACGAUUACCAUAUGUGACUUAUUUCCCUUUUACUGUACAGCUUGGUGAGAAAAUAAAUAUAAUCAAAUAAGA